Molecule: messenger RNA, 474 nt
Organism: Botrytis porri
Lineage: Eukaryota; Fungi; Ascomycota; Leotiomycetes; Helotiales; Sclerotiniaceae
Exons: 3
Coding region: 1-474 (157 amino acids)
Source: RefSeq, a predicted model, not a curated record
AUGGAUGGAUUUGGUGAUUUGGCUGAUUUCGAUCUCAUGGAUGGAUUGGAUGACAUGAAUGAAUAUGACUCCGAUAACAUGGACGUUAUGGGCAUUCGGGCUAAGUAUAACAACAUUGCUGGAUUCGAUAUCAUGGCUGAAUCUGACUUGGAUGAGUUUGAAGACAAGGAUGACUCCGAUCGUAUGGAAGUAUCUGAAUUUGCAUCUGACAUUAUGGAUGAAUCGGAUGCUGAUGAAUCCUCUCUACAAGCCCCCUCCCUCUACUCACAAGAAGGAGUUACAAAUGGUCCACCCUAUGGCGAGGCGCUACCCCCUGUAACUUGUGCUAUCAGGUUCGUUACAUUCGAGAAUUUGACCGGCAACUAUGGGUUCACAUCUCGCAUAUUUGCUGGGUGUGCGCACAGUCUUGUAGGAUUUGAGGCUUGGACUCUCAGUGUUGAUGAACACUUUGAACCGCUGGACCCCCUUCUCUGA